GAGAUAUUCUGGCUUCUGUACGGGUUUACUUAAUAAAACAAGAACAGUAGCAGAGAACAGGGAGUGCAUAUCAACUGGACUACAGUGAACAUGAACAUCAUUUUAGAAUAUACGCGUCUUCUUUUCAUUGUAAUUUAUUCAUAUCUAGAAUCUUUUGUGAAAUUGUUCCUGCCAUUGAGCAGAAAAUCAGUUGCUGGAGAUAUUGUGUUGAUUACCGGAUCAGGACAUGGCAUAGGACGCAGAACAGCUCUUGAAUUCGCCAAGCACCAAAGCAUUCUUGUAUUGUGGGACAUCAACCAGAAAGGUGUUGAGGAGACGGCAGAUGAAUGCAAGAUAUUGGGAGCUACAGCUCAUGCCUUUGUUGUGGAUUGCAGCAACCGGAACGAUAUUUAUAGGUGCGCUGAAAAGGUCAAGCAGGACAUUGGAGAUGUGGAUAUUCUAAUAAAUAAUGCUGGAGUGAUUUUUGGCAGAGAAUUCCUUGAGCUCCAAGACCAUCAGAUUGAGAAGACAUUUAGCGUCAACAUGCUUGCUCACUUCUGGACUGCCAAGUCCUUUUUGCCAGCCAUGAUGAAAAAUAAUCGAGGACAUAUUGUUACAGUAGCAUCCGUAGCAGGUCAAGUUGCCGUUCCAUAUUUAGUAGACUAUUGUGCGAGUAAAUCUGGAGUGAUUGGAUUUCAUGAAAGUUUAACAUCAGAACUGAAAGAAUUGGGAAAAGAUGGAGUUAAAACCUCUUGUUUGUGCCCAGUCUUUGUGAACACUGGAUUUGUUCAAAACCCAAGUACAAGGGUCUGGCCUGUGCUUGAAACUGAGGAUGUUGUAAAAUGCCUAAUGGAAGGAAUACUAACAAAUAAGAAAAUGAUUAUUGUACCUUCCUCAGUGAAAUACUCUUUAAUACUAAACCAUUUUCUUCCCGAACGAGUCAUUGCAGCUCUGACCCAGAUGCAAGAUAUCCAGUUUAGUACUCCGUACAGACAUGACAAAAAGGAGGAUUAAAGAUAUUAAGACAUUUAUUAAUGUUUCAUAUGAAAUAUUCAUGAACUUCACACAUUUAUUAUUAUUGUUAUUAACCUUCAGAGGAGCCUUAAAUAUUUUGGGGUCCAUUAAAUUCUAGUUAUGCCAUCAUUACACAAGAGUUUUUGGGUUAGCAAUUUCUGAUACUUUCUUUCUUUGCUUGAAACCUAACACAUGAUUUAUGCCAAAAUUUUUAGAUAAUAAUAUGCCUUCUCUAAUUCCUAAGACAAAUUUUAUCUCCCAUGAGAAAAAAUUAUUGACUACUUUUUUUCUAGCUGCUUCUAGGAAAGCUUUAUUUAAUUUCUGGCUACAAAAGGAACCCCCCCUCACCAUCGGACUCCAUUUCUUAUAUUAACCAGCUUAGUUGGCAAGAAGCCUUAAUAACUAAAACUCAAAGAAGUAAUUACAAAGAUUCUUUUAGGCAGAUUUGGUCUCCUUAUUUUGAAAUGUGUAACUCUACUACUGGCGAUCAAAUAAAGCGGUUUCUUCAAUUGUAAGAAGAUCUAUCCAGCAUUCCA
Molecule: messenger RNA, 1529 nt
Organism: Xenopus laevis (African clawed frog)
Lineage: Eukaryota; Metazoa; Chordata; Amphibia; Anura; Pipidae
Gene: hsd17b13.L
Product: hydroxysteroid (17-beta) dehydrogenase 13 L homeolog
Exons: 7
Coding region: 91-993 (300 amino acids)
Cellular component (GO): endoplasmic reticulum; lipid droplet
Molecular function (GO): oxidoreductase activity, acting on the CH-OH group of donors, NAD or NADP as acceptor; steroid dehydrogenase activity; estradiol 17-beta-dehydrogenase [NAD(P)+] activity
Source: RefSeq, a predicted model, not a curated record